AUUAACACUAGUUUAUCGAAUUCACAUGACUGCACCCUCUUUGCUUCAUUUCAUUAUGGCUUCCACCGAACUUUCGAUGAUUCUACCAAUUGUUUGAAGAGACACGAAGUUAGGAAAUUGGUCGAUGGACGGUUAAACGAUCUGAAAGAUCUGCACCUUACUUGCCAACUUGUUAGCUUCGAAUUUUGUCAAUGUCAGAUUAACUAACAUUGUAGGUAUAGAGUGGAAUAACCUCAAAACUUCUGCUCACUUGUCCCAAAACUGUUCUGAUUUUCGUAGCACUCUGAGGGAGGUUUUCGAAUGGGAGAACAAAGACAGGUCCAUAUCAAUAAUAAGCGUUCUAAAUUUCUUUAUAAUUAGGUUUAAACUAUAUUAAAAUGUUAAACCAAGAAAUGUCCAAGUUUGUAUUUCUGUUCAUAUAACCUUACAUUUAAGUUAAGGUAAAUACUACAAAAUCGCUAUCACUAUCUAAAUUUUGCAGUUCUACUAAAAAGUAAAAACAUAGAAAUCAGUAAAAUUAUAUGGUGUUUACUGAGGGAAGAAAGCGAAGAAUUGUUAGUUUUGUUGUUACAAAACCAAUUUUAUAUUGAAGAAAAAAAAGUAAUAGAAAACAUGGAUUUAUUUGUCAUUAACAGAUACCAAGAUUCUGAUGAUAAAACAAAUGUAGAAGAGCAAGAAACUAGAAAUUUAGAAAAACUCAAGAAAGCUAUAGAGGAACGAAAGAAAUUGAAUUCUCAGAUAAAAAAAAUAAACUCUCCCCAGCAGGACAGAUUUAUUGAAGCAGUUGAUAAUGAACUUUUAUUAAGGAGUCCAGUAAUCAAGGAUGAAGACAAAAAUCUAAAAGAGACAAUACUCCCCACAGAUUUAAAUGUAUCUCCAAAAAGACAGAAAACAGAAAAACCUGAGUUUAAAGUCCUUGGUGGUAAUGAUUUUGAGAAAAAAUCUAAGGUGCACAGAAUUCUUCCCUAUUGGUUAUCUCAUCCUUAUAGCAUCUCUACAAACUUACAAAAGUUGUCUAGCACUGUAGAAGAUCAAACUUGGUUAGAAUCCAAUAUAAAAUCUGCGCUCUUGGGUGAAGGAAUCACUCAUCUGUUUCCUGUACAAGAGAAAGUUAUACCUUUCAUACUGCAACAGCACACAUCAAGGAAUCCAUUUUGGCCACAUGAUAUUUGUGUUUCCGCCCCCACAGGCAGUGGAAAGACAUUGGCAUUUGUAUUGCCUAUAAUACAGAUUUUAAUGAAUGAUAUUGGUCAUCAUAUAAAAGCCUUGGUAGUUUUACCAGUACAAGAGUUGGCAAUACAAGUAGCAAAAGUUUUCAAAAAAUACACCAUGAGGACUAAACUAAAAGUUGCAUUGCUCAGUGGAUCGGCUCCACUCUAUCAAGAACAACAACAAAUAGUUCGACACUCUGAAUCUUUAGGCUGGAUGAGUGAAGUAGAUAUAGUUGUAUGUACUGCUGGGAGAUUAGUUGAACAUAUUCAAAACACAGAUGGGUUCUCAUUGAAACAUCUAAAAUUCCUUGUUAUUGAUGAAGCCGACAGAAUCAUGGAUCAUAUUCAGAAUGACUGGCUGUAUCACAUGGACCGACACAUCAAGUUAGAAAAUGAAUUAAUGACUGGUAAAAUGCCAAUACUGAGUUGCCAUAAUCUUAAUGAACAAAAGGCACCACCACACAAGUUACUCUUUUCAGCCACAUUAUCUCAGGAUCCAGAAAAAUUAGAACAAUGGGGUCUUUUCCAACCUAAAUUGUUUUCUGCUGUAGCUGUUAAUGAUAUUGAAAAUGAGGACACUAUCAGAAAGUAUACCACUCCAGAAGAAUUAACUGAACAGUAUGUUCUAUGUAAUUCUGAAGAUAAACCUAUUGUACUUAGUUAUUUUCUUAUUGAGCAGAAAUGGGACAGAGUACUAUGCUUCACAAAUUCAUCUCAAACUGCUCACAGACUCGCAGUUCUUCUUAAUAUAUGGGGAAAUAGUCAGCUGAAAGUAGCAGAACUUUCUGCUUCAUUAGAUCGAUCGACAAGAGAAACUGUGUUGAAAAAAUUUACUCAGUCUGAUAUUAAUGUACUUAUAGGUACCGAUGCUUUAGCAAGAGGAAUUGAUAUACCAGAUUGUAAUUAUGUUAUUUCAUAUGACCCUCCAAGAAACAUUAAGACAUACAUACAUAGAGUGGGUCGUACAGGGCGCGCAGGCCGGCUCGGAAAUGCUGUUACUAUUUUGCUUCAAAACCAAAUGGCCUCUUUUACGGAACUCAUGAAAUGUGGCGGAAAAGAGAAUGUGUCGCAAAUAGAAAUCCCAACAGAAACUAUCAAAAACAUGUCCGAAACAUAUCAACAAGCUAUAACCCAAACAAAAAAUCAAAUAAAUGAAGAAAAGUAUAGUAAAGUUCAAAAAUCUAUCAAAGUGAAGAGAGGAUUUAAACCCCAGAAAAGAAAAUUGUGAAAAUAAAUUAAUAUUUCGUU
This is a messenger RNA of Amyelois transitella, 2459 nucleotides long. RefSeq names its product probable ATP-dependent RNA helicase Dbp73D (gene Dbp73D). Gene Ontology annotation, molecular function: ATP binding; nucleic acid binding. Gene Ontology annotation, cellular component: nucleus. The transcript has 7 exons. Bases 613 to 2439 code for a protein of 608 amino acids. NCBI's taxonomy places the organism in Eukaryota, Metazoa, Arthropoda, Insecta, Lepidoptera, Pyralidae. The record is from RefSeq and is a predicted model, not a curated record.